This is a messenger RNA of Perca flavescens (yellow perch), 2728 nucleotides long. It is a transcript of the gene nefla, whose product is annotated as neurofilament light chain a. The transcript is spliced from 5 exons. Bases 500 to 2479 code for a protein of 659 amino acids. NCBI's taxonomy places the organism in Eukaryota, Metazoa, Chordata, Actinopteri, Perciformes, Percidae. Gene Ontology annotation, cellular component: intermediate filament; cytoplasm; postsynaptic intermediate filament cytoskeleton. The record is from RefSeq and is a predicted model, not a curated record. Gene Ontology annotation, biological process: neurofilament bundle assembly. Gene Ontology annotation, molecular function: structural constituent of postsynaptic intermediate filament cytoskeleton.
GGAAAAAAACAGAUAUAACAUGUACACUGCUAAUUAAGCGAUGUCAUUACAACCAGCUAAUCUUAUUGAUAGACCAAGAAAUUGGAAAAUAACAUGUGACCUCUGUUUGGGAUAUCAUCAUUGCAGGUCUUUUGAGGUUGCAGACUGUAGUUCUGCUCUCCACCAGAAGGAGAGAUGCUGUGUCACGGUAGUUAAAUCAGGACACCCCUCCCCUCUCAUCUGCAGUGAGAAUGGCACAACAAUUCCCUCCUACACUCAUUCCCAUGGAUCCUCUGUCUCAUUUCUUACCGUUGCAGUGUAAGCCUAUCGAGCCUGCAUUGUCAGAGUUUGGGGAAAGCGCUUGCGUCAGAGCUCACUGUCCUGCUAUAAAAGCCCAGGCUGCUGCAGCAGCAAACAGUACAGGCUUAAACCUGAGCCCUUCAUACACCUCCACACACACACACACACACAUACACACAAAGAGGAGAGGGAGAGCAGCCUGUCCUCCCACCACUGAGCCAUGAGUAGCAUUGGAUAUGACCCCUACUAUUCUGCCUCGCCAUACAGACGCUGGUAUGUCGAGGCUCCCCCUCGUGUCGCGGUAACCAGAGGGAGGACCCACUCCGUCUACUCCUCCCAUGCUUCCCCGAUGUCCUCCCGUGUCAAGUACUCCUCUCCUGGCCGGGUGCUGCUCUCCUCCUCCUCACAAGCCUCUUCCCUGGAGCUGGAGCUUAGCCAGGCCGCCCAGAUCAGCUCCGAUUUCCGCACCGUACGCACACAAGAGCGCAGCCAGCUGCAGGACCUCAACGACCGCUUUGCUGGCUUCAUUGAGAGAGUGCGUGAGCUGGAGCAGCAGAACCGUGCUCUGGAGGCAGAGCUGCUGCUGCUGAGGCAGAGGCACAAUGAGCCAUCCCGCCUGAGAGCGCUGUAUGAGCAAGAGGCCCGGUCCCUGAGAGCCGCCGUGGAUGAGGCCAGGGCAGAACAGCAGGCUGUGCUGGGACAGAGAGAGCGGCUGGAACAAACCCUGAGCGCCUUGCAGGGUCGAUAUGAGGAGGAGGUGCUGGCUCGCGAAGAGGCCGAGGGCCGGCUGAUGGACGCCCGUCGUGGGGCCGACCAGGCUGCCUUAGCUAAGGCUGAGCUGGAGAAGAGCGUUGAAACUCUGCUGGAGGAGCUGGCCUUCCUCAAGAGGAUUCAUGAAGGCGAGGUGGUUGAGCUUCAGGCCCAGGUCCAGCUGGGUGUCCAGGUGGCGGUAGAGUCUGAGGCCGCAGCUCCAGACCUCUCCGGGGCUCUCAGGGACAUCCGGUCCCAGUAUGAAAGGCUGGCAGCAAGAAACAUGCAGGCAGCAGAGGAGUGGUUCAGAGUGAAGGUGGGCACCAUGACUGAAACCGCGGCCCAGCACAGCGACGCCAUGAGAAGCUCCAAGGACGAAGCAGGAGAGUACCGGCGCCAGCUCCAGGCCCGCCUGCUGGAGAUCGAUGCAUGCAGAGGCCUCAAUGAAUCCCUGCAGAAACAGCUGCAUGAGAUGGAGGACAAGCAGAACGCUGAGAUAGAUUCUAUGCACGACACCAUUGCAGAGCUGGAGAGUGAGCUAAGGGGCACCAAACAGGAAAUGGCACGUUACCUGAAAGAGUACCAGGACCUUCUGAAUGUCAAGAUGGCUCUGGACAUCGAGAUUGCUGCCUACAGGAAGCUACUGGAAGGGGAGGAGUCUCGCUUCAGUGUAGGGGGGCCUGGGAGUGUGUCCUCUAUGUACAGCCACAGUUUCUCAGCGCCCUGCUUCGCCCGGCCCAUCCUCUCCAGCAUGAGCUCUGGCUCCUCCUACCUGAUGACAUCACGCCUGCUCAGCUCCAGCUUCAGCACCACCGAGGGGAUCAUCUCUGCCAGCCACGCCCAGCAAGCAGAGGCCAGCCCCCCCGGGGAAGAGGAGAAAGCCGAGGAGGAAGUAAAGGAGGAAGAGGAGGAGGAGGAGAAGGAAGAGGAGGAAGGACAGGAGACGGAGGAGACAAAGGGGGAAGAGGAGAAGGAGGAUGAAGAGGAAGGAGAGGAGGAGGGAGAUGAAGAGAAGGAAGAUGAAGAAGAGGCUAAGGGAGAUGAAGAAGCUAAGGAGGGAGAAGAGGGUGGUGAUGGGGAGGAGCAAACGGAAGAGGUGACAGAGGCCGCUGAAGAUGACGGGGAGAAAGAGGACAAAGGAGAAGGAGAGGAAACCGAGGUCAAAGAGGAAGCACAUGAGGAGGUAAAAACAGAAGGAGGUGAUGACAAAGAUGAGGAUGCAAAAGAAGAAGAAAAAGAGGAGAAAGAAGAAGCAAAAAAAGGCGACAAAGCCGAAGACAAAGCCGAUGACAAAGUCGACGACAAAGCUGACGACAAAGCUGACGACAAAGCCGACGACAAAGUUCCUCCGAAAACAGAUGACAAAGCUGACGCCAUAAAGGAGAAAGAGGAAGGAAAAGCAAUCAAACCUGAAGCUGCAGAAGAAAAAAGCACAAAGGGUAAAAAGUAAGCCAGUAGCCCCAGCCAACUUCAGUCAAGACCGUCUAUUAGCUCGAUAACCUGUAGAGACAUCUACGCUAUCCUCUUGAAUCUGCUUGUGGUGCUCAAUAAAACAGUCCAAUAGCCAUUUAAAAGCAACAAAUCAAGGUUAACUGCUUGCCAAAAUCCAGAUUAGUCCUUAAACGUCUGGUUGCUCCCUUUCUGAUGAGUGUAAUAUGUGUAACUUCUGAAUGCAAAAGUGAGCGUGUGAGUUUUUGGU